CAAGGAGCACAAGCAAAGCACCCAGCAGUAUAGCAGCCAUCAUCAUCAGUACAAUUAAAAAUCGAAACAAGUGGCAUUUUGAGUCCUCGCAUUUGUUGCAACUGUCCGGUAAGGUGCUUUACUUUGUACUCUGUUCUAGCAGAAAGACUCCGCGAUGGCCGAUGAUGAACAACAACCAGGGCCCUCUACCGCACCUGCUUCGGCAUCGCCACCAGAGCCGAAGGACAGCGAGCAACUGACGGAUGGAGAACCGAAGGACUGCGAGCAACCGACGGAUGGAGAGCCGAAGGACAGCGAGCAACCGACGGAUGAAGAACCGAAGGACAGCGAGCAUUCGACGGAUGGAGAGCCGAAGGACAGCGAGCAACCGACGGAUGGAGAGCAGCCGAAACAAAGCACCGGUAGGAAACGGAAACUAUCCGCUAAACGUCAUAAAGCCAACAAGCGCGGUUCAUCGGAGGACGAAGUGGAAGCUAGAAAACUUCGUCAUAUGGUUGAACCGAUCUUGCAAACACUCCGAAGGCUAGAUACUGCUGACGAACAUGAAACGAUGAGGGCAUUGAUCCACACCCUUCAGCCAUCGCAGGACGAAAUCGAUAGGGCAGUGAGCCGCGUAAAGACGGAUCUGGUCCGUGUUUUACGUUUUCCGGACAAUGGUUUCCAGAUAUAUGAAUUUGGAUCGGUCAAAUCUGGAUUAGCCUUCCGGGACUCGGAUUUAGACUUUUACAUUCACUAUGAGAUAACUAAGGAAAGCAAGCAGGACCAGAAUAAAAUAAUUCACGUAGUUUUUAGUCGAAUGCUGCGAGAUGUUAAUUUUGACUGCAUGGUGAAAAUUUUGGGAGCCAAGGUGCCCCUGCUGCGGGCCAUUCACGUACCGACCAACCUGACUUGCGAUAUUAAUUUUAGUAACGCACGCGGAUGUUACAAUAGCAAAUUCAUCUAUGCUGUUACGCGAUUCGAUUAUCGUAUUCAUCAGAUGGCCGUAAUCAUUAAGUUUUGGUCGAAGUGUGCAUACCUUCUGACGAACCACCGACAAAUGAACACUUACUGCAUCGUAAUGAUGCUCAUAUUUUAUCUGCAGACAAAGAAAUUACCUUUGCUGCCCUCGGUUCAGGACCUACAAAUGGGUAACCCACGUAUGAAUUACGGUGCCUGGAAUUUGGGUUAUCCUCGGGAAAUUAAUUUUGUAUCACUUAACAAGGAGACGGUUCGCAUGUUGUUGGUGAACUUCUUCAAAUACUACGCCAAUUUUGAUUUUGGCAAAAAAUUAAUUUCACCUUAUGUGGGACGGCUGUGUUCGGUAGAGGAAAUGAGGAAAUCCAAAGUGAGAGAACUGCAGCCAUACUACCGGGCAGUCGAGCAUCAAGACUACCCACCGUUUAAUUUCGGCACGAUGUUGUCGAUUCAGGAUCCGUUUGAACUGAACCUUAACAUUGGUGGCGUUUGUAACUCGGCGGCUCAUUUCGAACAAUUUAAGCUCAGUUUCCAGAAAGCCUACGAGGUUUGCUGUGAGAACCAAGAAACGUCGUUCAGCAAGCUUCUGGCAAAACUUUUUACGGAUGUAACACGCUACCACAAAGUAGCAAAACCACGUCCGGAGACUUUGCCGAACCUAAAGCACCAACCUCAGAUUCCACAGUGGAGAAUUUGUCGACUGCUGCCCAUUGAAUAUGAACUAUUUAUAGUACGUGAGAUUUUGCGAACUGAGCUUACAGAUAAGACUAUGGUUAUUGCCGAUCAGCAGAUCAAGGACAUGUGGGCCGAUUGUAUGAUCGACUUCAUCGAAGACAUUCUGGAGAAAAUAUACCUCUGUCAAGUUAUGCGCUUAACUGGUGAAGAACCGGCCGCCAGCGUUCCUCCCAGCAUUAAUAGGAAAGACAUUCGAACCCUCCAGCUGAGAUGUGAACGUCAGGUCAUGUUUAAACGUCCACGGUUUCAGUUCUCCACCGAGGAAGAAUUGAACAACGAAAUAGCUAUCAGUAAAGCACGCUGGGAGUUGAACAGACCGAUGACUUUCACGGCUCAGGUGGAUAUGUUCAAAACACAGGACGCCAUUGAAUUCCACAUCAAUGGUGAUCCCAAGGAUAGUUCCACUCAGCAGUUUGUUGAAAAUUACUUCCUACCUCAUGUCAGGAAGUGCAUCAACGGGUACUUCAAGCUGAUGCUGACAAAAACCGCGGAAAAGGUAAAACAGAUGCGAGCAGCAGCAUCUACGGCCGGUGUGACGAAGGAAGUUGCAUCCAAACCCGCCGAAACGAAGGAGGUUGCUUCCAAACCUGACGAAACGAAGGAGGUUGCUUCCAAACCCGACGAAACGAAGGAGGUUACUUCCAAAACCGACGCAACGAAGGAGGUUGCUGCGCAAUAAUUUUCUGUGUUUUCUAUAAGUUUUCAAUUUGAACUUUUGACAUAGUACGAAAACAAAAAUUGGAGGUAAAGUGUGUCACACCUUUAUUUUGUUCUGCAAAAAAAUUAUCGCAUUUUAAAUUAUGAAACAUAAAUGUGAGGUUACCGGAUGGGUACUUGUUUGGAUGCGUCAAUAAAA
This is a messenger RNA of Sabethes cyaneus, 2545 nucleotides long. RefSeq lists its product as uncharacterized. Bases 155 to 2368 code for a protein of 737 amino acids. The record is from RefSeq and is a predicted model, not a curated record. The transcript is spliced from 3 exons. Lineage: Eukaryota; Metazoa; Arthropoda; Insecta; Diptera; Culicidae. Gene Ontology annotation, molecular function: RNA uridylyltransferase activity.